Penicillium angulare is the source of this 318-nucleotide messenger RNA. Its product is annotated as guanine nucleotide-binding protein subunit gamma. Gene Ontology annotation, cellular component: heterotrimeric G-protein complex. Gene Ontology annotation, biological process: G protein-coupled receptor signaling pathway. The record is from RefSeq and is a predicted model, not a curated record. NCBI's taxonomy places the organism in Eukaryota, Fungi, Ascomycota, Eurotiomycetes, Eurotiales, Aspergillaceae. The transcript has 3 exons. Gene Ontology annotation, molecular function: G-protein beta-subunit binding. Bases 1 to 318 code for a protein of 105 amino acids.
AUGCCCGCCUACGAACUGCGAUCCGGCGGUGAUGUCAAGAACAAGAAGCAGAGUGUUGCAGACCUCAAGUACCGUCGAUUGACUGAGCUCAAUGCUCGGCUUAAGGAGGAUUUGGAUCGCCCGCGGGUGAAGGUAUCCGAGGCCGCGCUCUCAACGCUUUCUAACUUUUGUUUUCUUUUUUUCUCGUCAUUUAGGCUCAUCAGCUACUGCAAUAACACUCGCGAUUUCAUGGUGCCAUCCGUAUGGGGUCAGGUCGAUCGGCGCGAAGACCCUUAUGCUCCCCAGCAACAGGGAGCUGGCUGCUGCUCUGUCAUGUAA